AAUGGUGGACAGGGGCGGGGCAAAGGCCGGAAAUCAGCCAAUGGUAGAGCAGCUCAGGCGCGAGUUCCGCGGGCUCGCGGGCACUUGGAAUCCGGCCUAGGAAGGCGGUCCUUUCCAGCUUGAACAGUCCACAGCCAUACAUUUCUGCCUUAUCCAAGGCUCACUCAGCAAGAUGUCCUCUGCUGCCCCUCGGGGUCACAACUGGAUACGUUCUCAACCAGCUGCAGAUGAAGAUAGUGAGGACCCCGUGGAUCAGAUGAUCUCACGCACAGGUUGCAUGGCCUCUCACCAUGCUGUGCAGGAGUGUAUGGCUGAGCACCAAGACUGGAGGAAAUGCCAGGACCAAGUCAAGGCCUUCAGGGAGUGCAUGAACCAGUACCAGAAGCACAAGUUGGAAGAGCUGCAAAGAAGGCAGAAGCAGGUCCCCACUGAUGGCUGAGACACCCAGAGAACUCGGCUGAGGAAGGACUCAGUAUGACAGUGAGGAGCUAAGAAACUGAAGAUCUGAACAUAAGGAGGGUUCUCCUAGAGAGAAGACAACUCAGAACAGCCAAUUCAAUUCAAAUUAGCCAAUGUUUAUUAAGCAGGUACUGUGUUAGAAUCCACUGCUUAAUGGGGGGUGGGGGGUGGGGAGGGGAUGAGGUGGGAGAGAUGUGCUAAAGAGGCCUCUUAAAGAUUCCCACCCAUGCCAUAUCCAGGACUAUGUUGAUUCUUUGGAAAUUUAAGUGAGAAAUAAAUUUAUAAUCUAAAAUCUCA
This is a messenger RNA of Vombatus ursinus (common wombat), 756 nucleotides long. RefSeq names its product cytochrome c oxidase assembly factor 4 homolog, mitochondrial. Lineage: Eukaryota; Metazoa; Chordata; Mammalia; Diprotodontia; Vombatidae. Bases 173 to 439 code for a protein of 88 amino acids. The record is from RefSeq and is a predicted model, not a curated record. Gene Ontology annotation, cellular component: mitochondrial intermembrane space. The transcript is spliced from 2 exons. Gene Ontology annotation, biological process: mitochondrial respiratory chain complex IV assembly.